Messenger RNA from Balaenoptera acutorostrata (minke whale), 2641 nucleotides. RefSeq names its product potassium voltage-gated channel modifier subfamily G member 2 (gene KCNG2). Lineage: Eukaryota; Metazoa; Chordata; Mammalia; Artiodactyla; Balaenopteridae. Gene Ontology annotation, biological process: protein homooligomerization; potassium ion transmembrane transport. Gene Ontology annotation, cellular component: membrane; voltage-gated potassium channel complex. The record is from RefSeq and is a predicted model, not a curated record. The transcript has 5 exons. Gene Ontology annotation, molecular function: voltage-gated potassium channel activity; protein binding. Bases 231 to 2051 code for a protein of 606 amino acids.
CCCCGGCCCCCCGUCAGGCUCCAAGUCCCGCGCUGGGCCGGCGCCCGGCCGCAGGCGCGCGCGGGCUUCGCCAGCUUCGUGCGCUUUCAUGGAGGUCCGGGCGGCCUUGGCCCGAGCCUGGUUCCAGCUGCCGCCCCAUCUGUCUGUGUCGGAUCUGCAGGAGCCCAGGGGUUGGAGAAGCACCCGCAGACGGCCUGGGAGACAGCAGCUCUGGAAGAGGGCUCCCUGGGAUGAGCCCUGACGCGGGGAAACCAGCCAACGAACAUCCCUCCCACCUUUUAUUUUCCCUGGUCAUUGACUCUGAAGACCCCAGGCCAGUUGUCUCUCCCUCUUCCCGUAUCCUCCGGACGCAGGGACUUGGGUCUGGACACCUGCUGGAGCUCGUCCUUGCCCAGGGCAGAGCCGGACGGCUGCUGGAGACUCUGACCGCUGCACCUUCACCACAGCCCAGACCCUUGGCGCCAAGUUCGGCUACGGGAUUAGGGGUGAACAUGGUUCGCACCUGUCGUGAAGCCCGCCCCCCUCUCGAUGACCUGGUAGCCAGCACCGUGCGGAUGUCUUGUUUUCCGACGGCCCAGCCUCCGGACCCCGGGGCGGCGCACGGGGCCAUGGCCCUGCUCCCCGGGCCCGCGGAGCCCCCGGGCCCCGAGCCCCCGGUUGGCGGCGGCGGCGGGGCCCGCGCCCGGCACGUCAUCAUCAACGUGGGCGGCUGCAGGGUGCGCCUGGCCUGGGCCGCGCUGGCCCGCUGUCCCCUGGCGCGCCUCGAGCGCCUCCGCGCCUGCCGCGGCCACGACGAGCUGCUGCGCGUGUGCGACGACUACGACGUGAGCCGCGACGAGUUCUUCUUCGACCGCAGCCCGUGCGCCUUCCGCGCCAUCGUGGCGCUGCUGCGCGCCGGGAAGCUGCGGCUGCUGCGCGGCGCGUGCGCCCUGGCCUUCCGCGACGAGCUGGCCUACUGGGGCAUCGACGAGGCGCGCCUGGAGCGCUGCUGCCUGCGCCGCCUGCGCCGCCGCGAGGAGGAGGCCGCCGAGGCGCGCGCGGGCCCGGCGGAGCGCGGGGGCCCCGGCAGCCCGGCCUGCGCCCCUGGGCCCGGCGGCGGGCGGCUGGCGCGCGGCCGGCGGCGCCUGCGCGACGUGCUGGACGACCCGCGCUCGGGCCCGGCCGGCAAGCUCUUCGCCUGCGUGUCCGUGGCCUUCGUGGCCGUCACGGCGGUCGGCCUCUGCCUCAGCACCAUGCCCGACAUCCGCGCCGAGGAGGAGAGGGGCGAGUGCUCCCCCAGGUGCCGCAGCCUCUUCGUGCUGGAGACGGUGUGCGUGGCCUGGUUCUCCUUCGAGUUCCUGCUGCGCUCGCUGCAGGCUGAGAGCAAGUGUGCCUUCCUGCGGACACCGCUCAACAUCAUCGACAUCCUGGCCAUCCUGCCCUUCUACGUGUCGCUGCUCGUGGGCCUGGCGGCGCGGCCGGGCGCGGGCGGCAGCAAGCUGCUGGAGCGCGCGGGGCUGGUGCUGCGGCUGUUGCGCGCGCUGCGCGUGCUCUACGUGAUGCGCCUGGCGCGCCACUCGCUGGGGCUGCGCUCGCUCGGCCUGACCGUGCGCCGCUGCGCGCGCGAGUUCGGGCUGCUGCUGCUCUUCCUCUGCGUCGCCAUGGCCCUCUUCGCGCCGCUCGUGCACCUGGCCGAGCGCGAGCUGGGCGCGCGCCGCGACUUCUCCAGCGUGCCGGCCAGCUACUGGUGGGCCGUCAUCUCCAUGACCACCGUGGGCUACGGCGACAUGGUGCCGCGCAGCCUCCCCGGCCAGGUGGUGGCGCUCAGCAGCAUCCUCGGCGGCAUCCUGCUCAUGGCCUUGCCCGUCACCGCCAUCUUCCACACCUUCUCGCGCUGCUACUCAGAGCUCAAGGAGCAGCAGCAGCGCGCCGCCGGCCCCGAGCCCGCCCUGCGCGAGGACAGCGUGCGCUCCGCCUCCGCCACGGAGGACGACGGCUCGCAGGGCCCCGACGGCGCCGGCCCGGCCGGGGACUCCGUGGCUGGGGCGUGGGCAUCCGCGGGGCCGCCCUGACCCGGCGGGGCCGCGGCACCAGCGAAGAGGCUGCUCCCCCGGAGCUCCAGGACCAGAACCGCGUUCUCGCCUCCCGCCGCGCACGGAGGGAAAGGGACGACUUUGGGGGCGCGGCUCCCUUUGCCGUGCAUGUUGCUCGACCCGCACAGCCCGGAACUUGGCCCGGGGCUGACCCCGGCCUGAAUCGGGGGUCAGAGCCAUCCUGUGCUUUGAGUACAGAGUUGACCUCCGAGGAACAUCACCAGCCCGCUCUCCGCUUUCCUUGUGUCUCUGGAGUUUUGCGUCCAUGAUGGCCAGCUAAAAAUAAAUGCAACGAUCCCAGAAGCUCCAAGCCUGUAGCAGAUGCCCCAGGCCUCACCUUGACCUUCCCCUGCUCGUCCCUGGUGGGGCGCAGUGGGGCGCAGUGGGGCUGGAGAGGGCACAGCCCCUUCCUGCUCCUGCCGUGCCCCCCACGGUGGGCCGUGCCCCAUCAGAGGGGACUCCCCAUCACAUCUGCAGAAGCCCACGUCCCUGCCAAGCGAUAGGGACAGAGGUGUGACACUGAUGCGCGCAGCACCCCAGUUCCUUCGGGGACGGGUCCCAGCCCUGAC